Molecule: messenger RNA, 836 nt
Organism: Ochotona princeps (American pika)
Lineage: Eukaryota; Metazoa; Chordata; Mammalia; Lagomorpha; Ochotonidae
Product: KIAA0040 ortholog
Exons: 2
Coding region: 262-558 (98 amino acids)
Source: RefSeq, a predicted model, not a curated record
GGGCGGGCGCGGGGCGGGGAUCCGGCGGCUGGGGCGGACCGAGCCCUCGCUGGCACUGCUGCCUGCGUUGCGGUCCCACGAGACGGCACCCGACACGUUCCUGGGCCACCGCUUCUCCAGGAAGCCCGACUACGGACGGAAAGGUGCUAUCCAUGGCAUGCCUAAACCCCCAGCUGAAAGAGCAGUAAAUUACAAGGGAUCCAAGCCACACCCCGUCGAGCCCAGACCUCACCAGCGAGCCGGCCCUGCACAGCCAGCACCAUGGAGAAGAUCAGCGCCUUCUUCAGUUCCAUCUGGAACACCAUCUUAGCCAAGCACCAGGAGGGGCUCUUCAACACCAUCUGCCUGGGCAUCCUCCUGGGGCUGCCACUGUUGGUGGUCCUCACGCUCGUCUUCAUCUGCUGCCAUUGCUGCUGGAGCCGGCCGGGCCAGGGCAGCCGGCAACCAGAGGCAAACAAGAAGAAAAAGAAGAAAAAGAAGAAGGAUGAAGAAGACCUCUGGAUCUCGGCACAGCCCAAGCUCCUCCAGAUGGAGAAGAGGCCGUCUCUGCCUGUCUAGGUGUGCAGGAAGCCGCCGUGUCCUCCCUCUGGGGCCGAGCCUCUUUCCGACCACGCAGAGGCUGGGAAGCCGAGUCCCUGUAGGGACACAGUCCCAUCCACAGUGAACUGCUGACCCAAGGAGCAAGCCUCCAGCUGCACCUUCUCCCGGAGCAUGCGGGCGACUCUCCGGCCACUGUUGGCAGCUGCCAGCCCAUUGCAGUGCACUUUACUGCACACCUGGGCAUGUUUUCCAACAUUUACUGACUUACCCUGGGCACAAACGCACAGGAAAACUUA